Protopolystoma xenopodis is the source of this 1218-nucleotide messenger RNA. NCBI's taxonomy places the organism in Eukaryota, Metazoa, Platyhelminthes, Monogenea, Polystomatidea, Polystomatidae. The record is from the annotation of a GenBank genome assembly.
AUGGUUCGCGAGACUAAGUUCUAUGACCUUCUGGGUGUCUCACCUGAUGCAUCAGAUCAAGAACUUAAGAAGGCAUACCGAAAGUUGGCACUUAAAUAUCACCCAGACAAGAAUCCUGAUGCAGGCGACAGAUUUAAGGAAAUCUCACGUGCUUUCGAAGUACUUUCUGACCCGAAGAAGCGCCGCAUUUAUGACGAAGGAGGAGAAGAGUCACUUAAGGAAGGGGGCGGAGGUGAAAGUGGCUUCCACAACCCCAUGGACAUAUUUGAAAUGUUCUUUGGUGGAGGUAUGGGCAGAAGCCGUGGACCACAAAAGGGGAGGGAUUCAGUUACUCAGCUCCAGGUUUCCCUGUCAGAGAUGUACAACGGCUCUGUUCGCAAGCUAGCUGUCACAAAACGGGUUAUCUGCCCUAAGUGUGAUGGGAAAGGAGGGAAGCCUGGCGCCAUACAACAGUGCAGGGAUUGUCGCGGAACUGGUGUGCAGUCCCGUGUUCGCCAACUUGGGCCGGGUUUCAUUCAAGAGGUACAGUCUACGUGUUCCGCUUGUCGCGGCGAACGAGUAGUAAUCGAUGAAAAGAAUAAGUGCAAGAGCUGUGAUGGAAAAAAAGUUAUUAGUAGUAAGAAGCAGCUGGAAGUUCACAUUGACAAGGGGAUGACCGACGGGCAAAACAUCCGUUUUGCUGGUGAGGGUGAUCAAGAGCCGGGAAUCGAGCCAGGGGACAUCGUUAUCACCCUUGAUGAGCAGCCACAUGAGAGCUUCGUUCGCCGUGAUAUGGACUUAAUCCUUGAGCUCAAAAUAUCCCUCUCUGAGUCUUUGUGUGGUUUGGAGCGUACAAUCAAGACUCUGGAUAACAGAGUCCUCGUAAUUCGAACUAUGCCUGGUGACGUCAUCCAUACUCCUUCUUUCCGCUGUCUCGAGGAUGAAGGCAUGCCCCGCUACAAAAAUCCCUUUGAAAAGGGUCGGCUUGUGAUACAGUUUACAGUUCAAUUUCCACCCAAUGAUUUUCUUUCGCAAACCAAAUUGAGUAUACUCAGAGAACUCCUCCCAUCGCCCCUUCAAGUCGAUGUUGUACCAGAUGACGCGGAGGAGUGCGUUUUGCAUGAAUUCGAUCCAAAGCGUGAUUUUAACAGAUCUGGCGGACGUAGAGGCGAAGCUUAUCAAACCGAUGAUGAUGACAACUGCAGGGGACAACAGCGUGUUCAAUGUGCUUCAUCAUGA